AAUUUACCUUAACUAUACCGUAAUUGUUGUUUCUAUAUAACCUUUCUAUGUGUUUGUUGUUUCUGAUUUGAAAAAUUGAUUUUUGAAGCUAUGGUCACUACUUGUAUUGUAGGACCCUCCAUUUAGGAAAAUAUAUUUAUGUAUUAUAGCUUAUUAUUGGAGCUAUCACAACAAAAUCCAAAUUUGUUCAUGAAGAGAAGUUGUUAUGUUGAACUACCUAUACCAGAGGAUGAGGACGAUGAUAUUCCAGAGCAGUGUAAAUUGUAUGUUGAUACUAAUGAUUUUGUAGUAGCAUAUGCUGAUGCGUACAAGUUGGGGCCCACCUUACACAAUCAGUUGUUAGAUAAUCAUAUGGUUAGGGUGCUGGUUACCAAGGUUUUAGAUGCAAAUGUUCAAGUACCUAUACCCACUGAUGAGGUGACAACAGUUGGUCAUGUUUCAAAUACUUUCAUUCAAUGGCCAAAAAGACUUUUGCGCCUUGUUUCUGAUAAGGAGGUUGACAUAUUUAUGAAAGUUGACGUUCCACUCAAAAAAUCUGAAUCUCAACUAGAUUAUAUUCAACAAUUGUUGUUAAAGUCGAUGAUAUUCAACAAUUGUUGUUAA
This is a messenger RNA of Cicer arietinum (chickpea), 603 nucleotides long. The record is from RefSeq and is a predicted model, not a curated record. Lineage: Eukaryota; Viridiplantae; Streptophyta; Magnoliopsida; Fabales; Fabaceae.